Messenger RNA from Erythranthe guttata (spotted monkey flower), 372 nucleotides. The record is from RefSeq and is a predicted model, not a curated record. NCBI's taxonomy places the organism in Eukaryota, Viridiplantae, Streptophyta, Magnoliopsida, Lamiales, Phrymaceae.
AUGCAGCACCUCGUCAAGUUCGUAUUCGUGGUUUCAAUAAUUUCUCUCCUCGUUACCUCCGCAGCUGCUCGAAGAAGCGGCGGUGGAAGCAAAGGAGGUGGAGGUGGUGGUGGAUCAAGCGGUGGUAGCGGAAGCGGAGGCAAAGGAGUCGGCGUAGGUGGCGGCAGUAGUGGCGGUGGUGGUGGUGGAGGAUCAGGGGGUGGUAGCAGCAGCGGUGGUGGAGGAUCAGGGGGUGGUAGCAGCAGCGGUGGCAGAGGUGGAUCGAAUGACAACGGAAGGAGUAAAAGCGGCAGCCAAUCUACAUCAAUUAAUAGGAUGCCCCUCUUACUUAAUCUUAUCAUAUUUAGCUUAUUAUGCUUCUCUUCAAUAUAA